AUGAGGAAUAAAGGAGAAAAGGAAAGGAGAAGGAGUAAAGGAGAAAGGGAAAGGAGAAGGAGAGGAGGUGGAGGAGGAGGAGUUAAGGAGAAAAAGGAAAGGAGAAGGAGAGAAGGUGAAGGAGGGGAGAUGGUGGAGGAAGAAAGGAGGGGGAGGGAGGAGAACAAAGAAGACUGGAUGUUUUUAAAUCUAGUUGAACCAACAGCAGAGAAUAUCACAAUGACUUGUGAGAUCCCUUAUCUCCUUGUUAUGAUGCGGAGCCGUGCGUUCGCCAUUACAUUUCUGAUGCUAUAUAUCUAUUUAUGGAUUCUGUGUCUAAUACAUAACGCGGAGUGGACGGAUAAAGGAACGCAGUUUAUGGUACAAGAGGGGGCGCUACCCGAAAAACAUGUCGUCUAUUUCUCUGAUCGAGUUUGGAAGGAAAAAUCAGAACGCCUGAUCCUUGUAUGGACUCCAAUGUUUUUUCAAUGGUUUUGGACGGACGUUUUAGCGAAACAGAUGAAGGAAUGCGCACAUGCGUGCUCGGUUACUUCCGAUAAGUCACGGAUACAGGAAGCAGAUGCUGUACUCUUCCAUAUUUUCGACUUGUGGUUUUGGCUCGGAAUGCCGGCUUACCGCGACCCGAGUCAAAUAUGGGUUGUAUGGUGGGCUGAACCCACGACUCGAGUUUGGCCCGACCUACGACGCUUCCGUAACACUUUUAAUUGGACCAUGACAUAUCGCAGAGAUUCCACAGUUGAGGCCCCUUUUGCUAUCGCAGUGCCGUUAACCAAAGAGGAAAUGAGGGCAAAUGAAAUUUGGUAUAAUUCAAGUUUUUUCAACCAUAUGAAACAUAAAGUAAAUAAUGUGUCUAUCACAAACAGUGACUGUUAUGACGAAGUCCAGAGAUACCGACUUGUGGAACAGUUGAGACAGCACGUGCCUGUUGAUUUCUACGGUCGCUGUGGUAACCUUUCAUGUCCAAGAGACAACGCAGCGUGCAAUGAUAAACUCAGAAGUUACAAAUUCAUGAUUCAAUUUGAAAAUAGUUAUUGUAAUGAUUAUAUUUCUGAGAAGUAUUGGAGUUCUCUAAGUUCGGAAAAUAUUCCAAUCGUGAACUGGAAAAAACAACAGCAGAAUUAUCCAGUUAUUAAACAUUCCUAUAUCAAUAUUUUUGACUUUCCCGACAUAAGGUCGGCUGCUGAAUAUAUACAAAAAGUAGCCUCGGAUAAAGAUCUAUAUAAAAGCUAUUUUAAGUGGAGGACAAAGUAUAAAAUAAUCCAAACUGGAAUAUGGGCCCAAUUCUGUAAUCUUUGUGACGCCUUACAUGAUCGGAAACGGCCUGCCCAGGUCAUCCGGGACCUUCAAGUAUGGUUGGAGGACGAUACAUGUCGGAAAGGCACGCCAUGGGCUUUUUUAGAGAGGAGAAUCAACCGUCACAUCUUUGAUAUGGGCUUUUAA
Messenger RNA from Ylistrum balloti, 1440 nucleotides. RefSeq names its product alpha-(1,3)-fucosyltransferase fut-5-like. Bases 1 to 1440 code for a protein of 479 amino acids. Gene Ontology annotation, molecular function: alpha-(1->3)-fucosyltransferase activity. The transcript has 4 exons. Lineage: Eukaryota; Metazoa; Mollusca; Bivalvia; Pectinida; Pectinidae. The record is from RefSeq and is a predicted model, not a curated record. Gene Ontology annotation, cellular component: membrane.